This is a messenger RNA of Teleopsis dalmanni, 2526 nucleotides long. It is a transcript of the gene exu, whose product is annotated as maternal protein exuperantia. NCBI's taxonomy places the organism in Eukaryota, Metazoa, Arthropoda, Insecta, Diptera, Diopsidae. Gene Ontology annotation, biological process: bicoid mRNA localization. Gene Ontology annotation, molecular function: protein homodimerization activity; RNA binding. The transcript is spliced from 7 exons. Bases 426 to 1859 code for a protein of 477 amino acids. The record is from RefSeq and is a predicted model, not a curated record.
AAUUAUUAAAAUUCAGUUUAUUUUUUUGUCUUGUUCGAACGGUUUCGUUUCUCUAAACACGUUUGCUUGCAACUUGAAAAGAGCUUAGCUCGCAAAACAACGGAAAUUUAUUAACGUAAACAAACGAAUUCGACAACAAUUUAGCCGAAACGUUUUUCUCUAAAACAAAAUAGAAAAAAUAAAAGAAAAACAACAACUAAGAAAAGUGCCGUACGUACCGUUGUGUGCAGCAGGCGUACAUUUAGAAGUUUUUUAGUUCAGGGAAAGAUACAUUAAGUAAGUUUGUCUUUUCAUAACGUUACGACGGUACUCGAACUAUUUUGUUCAGUCGAUAAUUGUUUGAAAAACAUACAAUUUUCAAUUUCUAAUAUAAGAAAGCAGAAAGCAACAAUUUAAAGUUUGAUUUUCAAUAAAAAAAAAUCAAAAUGGUUCAUGCAAAUAUUGGUGAUAGUCCAGCUACUCAAGUAGCACCAUCAGCUGGUUCUGAUGAUAUUCUUAUUAGUUCUACUAAGAUAUUGCCAUCUGGCAAAUAUACUUUGGUUGGCAUUGACAUCGAUACUACUGGACGUCGUUUAAUUGAUGAGAUUGUUCAAUUGGCCGCUUACACACCACAAGACCACUUUGAGCAGUACAUCAUGCCAUAUAUGAAUCUUAAUCCAGCUGCACGUCAACGUCACCAGGUUCGCGUUAUCUCCAUUGGUUUCUAUCGCAUGUUGAAGUCUAUGCAAACUUAUAAGAUUAUCAAGUCUAAGUCUGAAAUUGCUGCUUUGAAGGACUUUUUGGAUUGGCUGGAAUUAAUUAAGACUAAGGAUUCCAAUUCUUUGGGUGUUAUUUUAGUUUACCAUGAGGAGCGCAAAUUCAUUCCAUACAUGAUACUUGAAUCUCUUAAGAAAUACAAUCUGCUAGAUAGGUUUCUAAAUACUGUUAAGUCGUUUACCAAUGGGCUUUGUUUGACUCAAUUGAAGGAGAAUGAGAGUCUACAACGUUAUUCAUUGCGUAAACUAUCACGUGUAUUGUCUAGCAAGAUACAGGAUGCAACACAAGCUAAGGAAAUCAAUUCAUCAACUGAUUCCCAAAAAUCUCAAAAGUUGACUGAACGUCGUGAACGUGAUCUAUUUGAUGGUAAUGCUAGUGUACGUGCUAAAUUGGCAUUGGAAGUAGCUCUACAAUUGAGUAAUCAAAAUACCAAUGAAUCAAUUGAUUCGGUUAAGGCAAUGGACAAUUUGCUAAUUGCUUUGCAUCCAUACGCACAACCUAUAGAUUUUGAUUUAUCCGAAUUGAAGAGGGAAAAUGAAAAUUUGGAACGUCAAAAUUCUUUCCGUCCAGUGUUCUUGCAUUAUUUCAAGACCACAUUAUAUCAUCGUGUUCGUGCUGUUAAAUUCCGUAUUAUACUUGCCGCGCAAGGUUAUACCCUAAAUGCUCUAAAUGAGGUUUGGUCUGAGAAGAAGAAAGAUGGUUUAGUUGCAGCACUGGAAAAAAUUACUGAAUUAAAGUCUGAAGAUAAAAAGGAACUGGCAGAUUUGUUUGAUAGUUUCUAUGAUCCAACAAAGACCACUAUAAAACCAGUUAUACAAAGUAAGAAUUUAACCAUUAAUCGUCGUCGCAACAAGCGCAAUGGUGGAACUGUACGUUCAUCUAAGCCGGAAAGUAUUAUCUCUGAGCAAGGUGGUGGUGGCGAUAAAGCUAGCAAUAGUAAUAUUCCGGAGGUUGAUAGUACCACCAAGCCGUCGUCUCUUGUUAAUAACGAAAUCAAGGCUCAGCGUCGUCGUCCUACACGUACUCGCCGUUCCAGUAUUAAGAAAAAUGCUCCACCUGGUGUUGCGGUUACCACUGCUAUGCCAAUAACGGCUAGCACCUAAAAUAUUAUUUUCAACGUUACAUUAGAAAAAACCUUCAAGAUAAUCAAAAAUAUAUAUAUUUGCAAAUUUUUUCACCAUCAAAAAGCAAAGUCAUCGCAAGUAUCUUGAAGGUUUCAACGCAAAAUAAACAAAUCAAAAUAAAAUAGAAAAAAACACGUCUACAAAUUCAUUUUCGGAUCACACAAUUAAAAAGAAAUGGAACAAGUUCAUAAACAUAUUAAAUUUAAGAGUAACUAUUAACAAUUAAAACAAAUAUUUUGUUCAAAAUUUUUGUGCAAACCAAAUAAAAAAAACAAACGAACAUGCAAUCUUCAAAACAACUAACAAUAAAUAAACCAUAAAUAAUUAUUUGUGCGGUUUUUUAAAUAAUUACAAAAACGUCAAAUUCAGUUCACUAUUGUUUUAAAUAAAAAUAUGUGUUGGCAACGCGAAAAAAAUACAAUAUUCUUGCGAUACAACCACAAAAAAUGGUUAAGUAGAAAACUUAAAAAAAAAUGUUUUUGUUCUUGUGAGAUGAGAUGAUUAAAGCAAAGUUUUAAAUUAAAACAUUUUUAUAAUUUUAAACCAUAUGCUAAAAAUCUAACAAUUGUUACACGUUUGUAAUUGCAUUAAGUUUGUUGUUGUAUGAGAAAUUUUAAAUUUAUUGUUAUGUUAAAAUACAUAUACG